Messenger RNA from Microthlaspi erraticum, 2172 nucleotides. The record is from the annotation of a GenBank genome assembly. NCBI's taxonomy places the organism in Eukaryota, Viridiplantae, Streptophyta, Magnoliopsida, Brassicales, Brassicaceae.
AUGCGGCGUUCUCGUUACGCUGUCCAAGUUUUCUCCGACGCUGCACUCUCUAACGCCUCAACUACUUGUGCUCCCAUCGUCGACAUGUCUAGUCGUCCUCUGUACGGAGGUGGCAGAGGGCGAGGGAGAGGCCGAGGCGGGAGAAGUUUCUCCAAUCGUCCGUACAGCGACGCCGGAAGAGAUAAUUUCGUCACUGGAGACUCGCAUUUCCAGUCAGUCCAUGACGCCAAUCUCGAAUUCCGGCACGGGAACAGAGUCUCCUCUUCGAAUCCCGAUCCUCGUCGCUUCAAUCAUGGGCAGCGACCGCCGUUCAAUCAGAAUUACGAGUUUCGGCCUCGGCCUCCUCGAGGUCAAUGGCAACAGCUCUAUCAACCUAACCAUUCGCCGUCUAGUCAAAGCUAUACGGCGUGCCCUCCUCCUCCGUUCUAUCAAAACCAGGUGUCUCGGCCGCCUCCGCAGCGGAGCUUCCGUCAACGGCCACGGUCAAAGCCCUCAGAUUACCGAGAAUGGGAAUACGCCAAAACGGCACCGUCUCCUGGGUCCGAAAAGUUCGUUGUUUUGUCGUAUAACAUAUUGGCGGAUUACCUUGCAAAUGAUCACUGGAGAAAUCUGUACUUUCACAUACCGAGGAAUAUGUUGAGUUGGGGAUGGAGAAAGAGCAAAAUAGUGUUCGAGCUUGGCCUCUGGUCUGCAGAUAUAAUGUGCCUCCAGGAAGUUGAUAAAUUUCAGGACUUAGAGGAGGAUCUGAAGCUCCGAGGAUAUAGUGGAAUUUGGAAGAUGCGGACUGGUAAUGCUGUUGACGGCUGUGCAAUAUUUUGGCGAUCAAAUAGAUUCAAGUUGGUUCACGAGGAAAGCAUCCAGUUCAAUCAACUUGGUCUCCGGGAUAAUGUUGCUCAGAUAUGUGUGCUUGAGACGCUGUUGAAUUCACAUACAAAAGAAGAUGAUGUCUCUCCGUCUGAAAGCUGUUCCCGCCGAGUUGUCAUUUGUAAUAUCCACGUGCUUUUUAAUCCUAAAAGAGGAGACUUUAAACUUGGUCAGGUCAGAACACUAUUAGAGAGAGCUCAUGCUGUUUCGAAACUCUGGGAUGAUGCGCCUGUUGUUCUAUGUGGGGAUUUCAAUUGUACACCAAAGAGUCAUUUGUACAACUUUAUUUCGGAGCGGAAGUUGGAUCUCUCGGGAUUGGCCAGAGACAAAGUUUCGGGGCAACUUUCUGCUACAAUUCGUCCUCAAAGGCCAGAAGUUUAUACAACGAGAUUUCAGUCUGCCAAUAAAGCUCCACAAGGUCAAAUUCAACCACAAGAUUCGAUCGCAAAUGCUCAUGUGGAAAGUAACUCCAACAUAGAUGUUGGAAAGACGUCUGAACAAGUUUUACCAGGCGAGGGUCCGGCCUCAGAUUGUAAUUUAGGAACAGUAAACAGAAAUCCUGAUGACUCUGGGGAUCUCUCUAUAGCUGAAGAUCUUUCUGCAGUAAGCAUAUCAGAUCCAAAACCUAAGCAUGCUUCCAGUGCGAAAGAUGAUUUGUUGAAUGAAGAACUUUCAGUAAGUUCUGUUUUGUCAGCAACAGAGCAUACACAAGAGGAAAAUAUGUCCAGUGAUCAGAAUAUUUCAUUUAGUCUCUCCGAUAAGGUUAGCACAUUGGACGAACCAGCUGUAUUCGCGCAAGACGAUGAAGGUAUGGGUGAAGAUGGGGAAAUUUUGGCUAAGCUACACGAUAAUGAUGAGGACUUGAGUCAAAAAGAGGAACUUGUGAGUGAAAUUUCACCUAUAUCGGGCUCUGAAGCUUUCGAUAGUGAGAGAAUCACUUAUAAUCCGUCCUCUUGGACUCCAAUGGAGAUAGCAACCGCAACAGGCGACCAAGAAAGAAGUACGGUUGAACACGCUAUGGAGCUUAAAAGCACUUACUCAGAAGUGGAGGGUAAAGCGAACACAAGAGAUGAAAACGGAGAGCCUGUAGUGACAAGUUAUCACAGAUGUUUCAUGGGAACAGUUGACUACAUAUGGCGGUCGGAAGGUCUCCAAACGGUGCGUGUGCUUGCUCCAAUGCCGAAACAAGCAAUGCUGUGGACACCAGGCUUCCCAACUCCAAAAUGGGGAAGCGAUCACAUUGCACUGGUUUCGGAGUUGGCAUUUUGCGACAGCAAGAGUCCGCCUAAAAGCUCAGUGACAGCAUGA